Messenger RNA from Cotesia congregata, 2978 nucleotides. NCBI's taxonomy places the organism in Eukaryota, Metazoa, Arthropoda, Insecta, Hymenoptera, Braconidae. The record is from the annotation of a GenBank genome assembly.
UUUAUUAUUAUAAAUUCUUCUAUUAUAAUCACCAUAUUCACUUCAAUCACUGUAUAAAGCAGAUUAGAGUUAAUUUAUUAUAUAAAUAAAUUUUAUUUAAGGUAAGCUCGUGGAGCAAGCGUUGGUUCACGCAUAUUUUUUUGUCCGUAAUAAUGCUAUUAUACAGUGUCGCUGGAGCAUUUAUAUUCGUUUACGUCGAAGGCCGUCACGAAGAUCAUAUUAUAUUGGACAUUAGAAAAGACAGAAAUGAAACAAUACGCGUGAUAAGAGAAUAUUGUCUGGACAAAAAUUUGUUUGAUCAUGCAGACAGGUGGAGAGGAAAAACAGCUAAUGAGCUGAUGAAUUAUGAGCUAAAAUUGAAGGAAUACUACAAGCAUGCAUUACUCAAUGACAAUCAAAAAGUUUGGACAUUUUGGAAUGCUAUGUUUUAUGCCGGUACUAUUUACACAACAAUUGUGACGAGGAUCGUUAUUAAGAUGGAAGACAGUUAUACAGUGCACAGACGGCGUAAAGCUGCUGCUAGGAGACGUGAUAAAACUCCAGAACCUUCACGAGCUGUUACUGCGGCUAUUGCUAAAGAUAUUGAUGAAGAAAAUGAUGAUGAGGAUAAAAAAAUACUGGAGGCUAGAGCGCGAAUGGAACAAAUGGUUGAAGAUACUGAAAAGAUGGAGGAGUUGGCUGUUGAUGGAAGAUUGAAGUCACACUCAUCCAGUCCUACGUCUAUUAUUGAAGAGCAAAUGGCAGAAGCUGCUGAAAUGAAAAACCAAUUAGGUUUAGUAGUUUUGGAGAAGAGUCAAAUUAAAAUAGAUGCUAAGGUUGAUGAUAAAAGGAAAGAUUUAAUGCAGUUGGAGAAAAAGGUUGAAGAAAAAUCUACUGCUGCAAUUGCUUCUGCUACUGCUAUUGCUAUUGCUGCUAAUGUUAAUAUGGUUCUGACUGAACCAAUAGUGAACGAAAAUAGAACGGAGUCAAAUAGAAGGAUUAAAUCAUCUUCCUCGUCGUCGUCACAUGGAGAUAAAGCAGCGGUGAGACGGAGAACUAGGCGUUCAAAGGAACGAAGAAGUUCCAGUGAUUCGAGUCUUGCUGAAGAUGAUAGAUCUAGUAAGAGUGAUUUUGAAGAAAGAAAAAAAAAAUCAAGGAAACUACGGAAAGAUUUGAAGGAGAAAGAUUUUAAAGAUAAAAAAGAUAGUAAAGAGAAGGAUCAUGAAGAUAAAUUUAAUAAAGAGAAGAAACAUGAAGAAAAAGAUAAUAAAGAGAAGAAAAAUGAAGAAAAAUCUAAUAAAGAAAGUCAAGGUACAGAAGAGAUGCCGGUUAUCUAUUCAAAAACGCUGACACUUGUUGGCAAACAGAUUAUACCUCUGAGCAGCGAUAGUCUCAUUGAAGACUUUAAGAAAGCAGAGAGAGAUUAUUAUGAGAGAAGGGAAUUGGGAAUUCUCGAUGUACAAAUUGAUGACUAUGUUAAUCCAAAGAUGGAAGCUGCUUUGAGAAAACGUAAAAGGAAAAAAACACGUGAAAUAAAUCUGAAAGAAAAAACAGAAGAGAAAAUUGAGGAAAAAAAAUCUUUUUGGACAUGGUUUGGAUUUUUUAAAAGAAAUGUUAAGCCGGAAGAAAGUAAAGUUGAACCUAAAAAAAAAGAAGUUGUUGUUGAGUCUAAAAACGAAGAAAUUAAGCCCAAAGUCCAAAAAUCUUCAAGGAUAAUUGAAUUUAUAAGAGCUUUAAAGGAUAUUAGAGCUGAGUUUCGCGCUUAUGUAGACCAAAGUCCUCGGGAGGUUUAUUUAAUUCGCAAAAUUCGUAAUAAAUGUGUUGCUCAGUUAAUUUUGAUAAUUAUAUAUUGCGGAUUAGGAGCUUUUAUUUUUCGCUUUACCGAGGGAGCUUUUGAGACAUUUUACAAGUGCGGAGUUAAGCGGGUAAAACGUGACUUUUUAGACAGUCUCUGGAAUUACAGUCACAAUAUGCGGGAAGACGAUUGGAAAAGUAUGGCGAGGAAGAAAUUGAUGGAAUUGGAAGAACAGUUACAUGCAGCUCACGAAGCUGGAGUACAAUCGUACAGUGGUCAAAAAAGCUGGAGUUUUCUCAAUGCGGUUGUUUAUUGUCUUACUGUUAUUACAACAAUUGGAUAUGGCCAUAUAGCACCGACCACAACGACAGGCCGAGCUAUCACAAUUGUCUACGCUAUUUUUGGCAUCCCGUUGUUCCUUAUUAUACUCGCUGAUUUUGGUAAACUUUUUACAAGGUGCAUCAAAUUUUUUUGGGCAUAUGUAAGAAGACUCUACUACACAGGAAGUUGUCGGCGAGUGCGAAGAACUGCUCCUGUUCAAGAAGUGAUGAAAGGCGUUCAAUUGGUUUAUGAUCUUGCAACGUUCAGACGUCCAUCAGAACUGAGUCCUGAAGAACUAGCUGAAAUGCAGAAACAGCAAACAGUUCUCAAUCUUGACGCUAAUAUACCUGUGAGCCAGCCUGGGACUCCAGUGACACCAGAAUUCUCAAAUUUCGCCAUAAAUGAUGAAUUUAAUUUACCUAUUUCCGUAGCAAUUACUAUCUUAUUAGCUUACAUAUUUGUUGGAGCAACUGCAUUCAAUUUGUGGGAACAAUGGGGCUUUUUUGAAAGCUUCUACUUUGUUUUUAUAUCCAUGAGCACAAUUGGCUUUGGCGAUUAUGUACCAAAGCACCCUAUUUACAUGAUGUGUUCAAUAGUCUACUUAGUGUUUGGUCUAGCCUUGACUUCCAUGUGUAUAAAUGUUGUUCAGGUGAUGCUGUCGGAUUCUUUUAAGCAUGCAACUCAAAAGAUAGGCGCGACUAUUGGUUUCGCAAUUGCUGAUGAAGAUGGAUCGAUACCAGCGCCUGUACCGUUAGUAGAAGUAGCACAAGUUCAUACAACUAUUAAAGAAGAUGAUUGUGAAUGUGAAUGUGACUGUGUAACCAAAGAUACUACUGAAGAGAUAAAAGCUCCAAAAGCUCACGAAGAAGAUGUUAACUUGUAA